GUCGCUGUGAGGCAGCGUUUCCCCGUGUUGUUGCGUACUGGGUUGUAGGCUAAACGAAAGUAAAAAUGAAAAUUAAGUGCCAUUAAACUAAUCGCGGGAAGAAAAACUAAUGUAAGGAGGCUACCGGAAUCUCUGCAGUGCACCAGUCUUUAAUGAGUUCAGUUUGUGGACGAUCUGUGCUGCCCUUCUGAGAAAAGCACACUGCUGUGUAGUGCCAUACUGGCUUGUCUCCCAACUCAUGGCUUUAACGUCUAUUUUACUGGUUAUGGUGUACCACUUGGUUUGUGAUGGAGCGCCCUUGCCUUUGGUUUUUAAAAAGAAAAUGGGAGACUCUGUCACUCUCCCCUGUGACGGCUCAGCGUACACGGGGCCCCGGGCCGAUCAGCCGGACGUCCUGUGGCAGACGGCCGAGGGGGAGAAAGUGGCUCACUACUCCCAUGGGACCCUCAGCGUGAGCCUUCUCUUUGAGCAGAGAGUUACGUUCCCCACAGACAGGAUUCGGCAUGGAGACUUCGCCAUCACCAUCAGCUCCCUGGUGUUGAGUGAUGAGGACAGGUACCAUUGCGUGUGGAGCAAGGGCGAGAAGGGAGAGAAGCUGCUCCACGAUGUGGAACUCUAUGUUCUGGAACCCUCCUUUUUGAAGAAUCAGGCUGUCGCAGCGGGGGACCCAGUCAUGCUGCCCUGCUACAGCCGUGUGCCCAAAAAGGCGCGUGAGGAUGAGCUCUUCGUCCAGUGGAAAAAAGGCCAUGACGUCAUACUCAAGCUCACCUCGGGGGAGUUCACUUACGGGAGGAACUACACAGAACGGGCGACCAUGUCCCUGGAGAGGAUCCGACAGGGUGAUUUCUCCUUGUCCCUGAGUGUUGUAGGUCCGCACGACAAGGGAACUUACCAGUGCUCCAACGAGAGGAACCGAACCAUCAGUUCAGCCGACCUCACUGUUAGUGAUCACCAGAACUGGGUCGUUGUUGAAACUGGGAGUACUUUCAACCUUAGUUUACCCAGAGUCCCCAUGAAAUUGUUUUUCAUGGAUGAUGGCACUGAAGUUCUAGUGUGUAAGAAAUUAUGGAUCCAUGCCAAAUGUGAACCGGCCUACAGUGAUAGGUUGGUGUAUAAGCAGGGCACUCUCCUAAUGCACAGAGUGAACCCCAGGGACGAAGGAAGAUAUACGGUGAGGGAGUAUUACCAUGGCGUCUUCAUCAAAGAAGUCCACCUCAAGGUCUCCAAUGAUUUUCCACUAGUGUUUUACAUGUGCUCACUGCUUCUGUCGGUGUGUCUGAUUGCCCUGGUGAUGAAGAAGCUCAGAUGGCACCCCAAACAGAUGCUUGGAUAUUGGAAAUUUUGUCUCUCAAUCAGAUAAAUUUUCAUUGCCUCAUUGAAGUGAACGGAGACAAAAGAGGUAUUUGUGCAUUGUUUUAUUUUUACAUGAACUUCUGCUUUUGAUUUUAUGCUGGCUUCUUUUACUUGCCUACUCUAUUUGGAAGUGCCUGCUUUCUGUAUACUUUGUAGCCCUCAUUUACUCAAGUGCUUCAUUGUGGCAGUUACCUCUGUUUGCAUAUGUGUGUUUAAAUGGUAAAUGGCUGGAAUUUAUACAGCGCAGUGCAAUUGAUUUUCUCAUUCAUGCAUACUCGCACUCACACACCAACGGCUUAUUGGCUGCCAUACAAGGCACCAACCAGCUCGUCAGGAGCAUUUGGGGGUUGGGUGUCUUGCUCAGGGACACUUUGACACACCCAGGGCCUGAGCGAACAUCACCCCCAUGUUUAGGGACACAAUAAAGACUAGUUAGGCCAUCUCACACUGCACUGUAUUUAGACCUGGGUUGGGUUAUCAUUGGCCCCCGGACUAAGGAUUGCCCAGAGUUAGCUUAUCCUGUGUUCACACAAGUAUUUGUUCACACUGGGCUAAGUGCUCACACUGGCUAUUUUGGCGCCGUGCUAAGGGAUAUUUCUGGGGGUAACCCCAAAUAGUAGGUGGUAACCAUCCUCCGGAGCAGGGCUCAGCUAGCCCGGGGCUAAAGUUGGUGCUAGCCCAAUUUAGAAUGUUCAAGUGUGAACACACACAGUUGGCCCUGAAUAGACCUUCCUAUUCACAGCAGAGCAUCUAGCACUGUGCUAUAUUUGAACAUUCCAGCAGUCACUGGUGACACUAUGGGCCAGUUUCACAGACUAAUUGUAGACUAAGUUAAAUUUUCAAUUCUGAUUCUCCGUAAAAAGACUUAGUCCCGGACUAAACUUAAUCUGUGUCUGUGAAACCCCUAUGAUUUCUGCUCGUCUUUAAUGAGGUCUGGAACAUAGAUGAACUGACUCCAGGUCAGCAGUGAGUAUGUGGACAUCUCAGCACUCCAAGCCUGCCUGAGGCUUUCACAGUGACCUGGUUAACCCUUGUGUAGCUUAAUUGAAUUUUAAACCCCAAACCUAUUUUGCAUGAAGAAACAACCUGUCACUCAUCACAAACCUUGUCAAAAAUUUCACAAGGGUUAAGAAUCUUCACUUUAGUCCAAAUUCAGCUGUACUGUGCCCUUGAUCAAGAUCCACCUCCUUGGCUGCCGUAUAAAUGGAUUGUAUGUUAAGGAUGUCAGCUAUGUCUGUCACUCUGAACGACAGCGUCUGCUAUGCUGUAAUCUAAUUUAUGUAAUGAGAACAUGAUUAAUGUUAUCAAUGUCACUUCAGGCCAUAGGAAUGCUUUGGUAAGUGGUUGUAAAAAUGGAAAUUAAUGUAUUGCACUUGUAAAUAAUCCUUUGCAUUCUUGGUGUGAGGGACUAUGAGCACAAAGUUUUGAUUUUAAAAAAGAAGAAAUGCAGAAAACACGAUUCUUUUCCUGGGGAAACUGACAGGCCCAGAUACCAGCAUUAUUGUUCCCCAAGAGAGCAAAGGGCCUGGGAUUCAAUCAGCUGCUGUCAUUUUGUCAUUUGUCAACUUUGUCUAACAGUUAAAAGCAAGAAUGACUUAUUUGUUUCUUCACAAACAUAGUGAGUUCAGCAGUUCUAACUUACCACGCAGAGUCUGUGAAGGAAAAGAGUUCAAGCUUUUAUAAGUCAAUGUUAAGGACAAAUGUUUAUUUAAUACCACGCCAAGGAUAUAUCUGGAUAAUGACUUUGUCUCAAAGCCCCUGGGAGUGUUACAGCAGACAGAAGCUAGCCUGUGAUUAAGGUUGUCAUCGUCACCAGCUUGUGAUUGAGGUUGUCAUGGUCACCAGCCUGCGAUUGAGGUUUUCAUGGGUUCCCAUGCUGUAGCAUUUUCAAACCAACUGUAAACUGCACGCACUUCAGUCUCGCUAAUAUGUUGUUGACUAUUUUGUUCUUUUGAAAGAUAUUCUGAAAUAUGCAUUCUAAUACAUUAUCUGGAGGCUCUCCAAUAAUACAUUCUGUCCAUUAUCCUUCUGAGAGCAAAGUGGCAAUAAUAUGUAUAUUUUGCAAUAUAUUUAUGUUUUAUCCCAUACAUGUUAUCAAUACAAUAAUUUAAAUUAUUGGGGUUUUUUUUAAGUUGGUAGUCGGAUAUUUGAAUAUCAUUGGAAAAUAUUAUCUGAAUUUGUGUUCUGUUCAAAAUCAAGAUGGCAAAUCAAAAAUGGCUGUCCAUUUAUGGUGUGAUUAUGUAAAUUGUAACUGUGGUGAUAAUAAUGUUUUGUUUAUCUCUUAGCUGUAGAAUUGUUUUCUGUUUGUUUUGUUCUUUAGAGUUUUGGUGACUUGUUAAUUUGUCUGUGUGUGUGUGUGUGUGUGUGUGUGUGUGUGUGUGUGUGUGUGUGUGUGUGUGUGUGGUGUGCGUGUGCGUGUGCGUGUGUGUGUGUAAUGUAUUGCCUAAUACAUCUCUGGAUUCCUAUUAAAAUGUUUUUUUUAAAUGGUAGCUACACUGUCCUGAUGAAGGCUUGGUAGCUGAAUAUAUCUAUGACAGAAUAAAUAGAUUAUUGGA
This is a messenger RNA of Conger conger (European conger), 3908 nucleotides long. RefSeq lists its product as uncharacterized. NCBI's taxonomy places the organism in Eukaryota, Metazoa, Chordata, Actinopteri, Anguilliformes, Congridae. The transcript has 6 exons. Gene Ontology annotation, biological process: negative regulation of T cell proliferation; cellular response to lipopolysaccharide; immune response. The record is from RefSeq and is a predicted model, not a curated record. Bases 239 to 1360 code for a protein of 373 amino acids. Gene Ontology annotation, cellular component: external side of plasma membrane.